AAUUCACCGAUCAAUCCCUCUAGUUCCUCUUCCCCAUCGGUUCAAGAAUAUGAACAACUUCAUCCAUUUUGUUAUACUCUUGGUUUUCUCUGAGACUCCCUUGUCAUCAAGCACCCCUGAAUUGUACAGAAAUUGCAGCAAUCAUUUCAGGUGUGGUGAUGUUGUUGCAGGCUUUCCAUUCUGGGGAGGAGAUCAAAGACCGCGUGAAUGUGGCCAUCCAGGACUAAAACUCCAUUGUGAUUACAAUGAUACUGCUGCUAUUUUAGAAAUUAUCGGUGUUAGAUAUCGGGUUAUUAAAAUUGAUCAGGAAACCAAAAGACUGAAGAUUGCAAGGGAUGACUAUGAGAGUGGAAUUUGUACCCAGAAUAUCCAGGACACCACCCUUGAUGACACUCUCUUUGUCAGUGCUCCAGAUUAUGUAAAUUUUACAUUACUCUAUGCCUGCACGAGUCACAUUCCAAUAAAUGCUACUGCAGACUUCAACUGCAGUUUAAAAUCAAUCUAUGGAGUCAAUUCUACCAAGGGUUUCAUCGUACCAGGAGAUACUGGUCCUAUGGGUUGUUUUGCUAGUGCCACUGUCCUGGUUCCUGAACAAAGAAAAGGGUUCGAACAAGCCCUAAUAGAUGGAUUUGUGGUAGAGUGGAAGGUGGAUGAUGAAGGGUACUGUCAGAAGUGCAUGGCCUCCAAGGGAGAGUGUGGCAUUAACCCUUUGAAUGAAACGGCGGUUUGCUAUUGUCAGGAACCGAGUAGUUCAUUGAAAGAAUGUCAUCCCCUGCCUGCUGCAGCUCCCCCAGCAGUAGCUGCCAAUGAACCAGGCAAGCCUAAAGUAUCAUCAUCAAAAGUGGAAAAUCACACAAGGGUUGAGGCAUUCAUAAUUCAACACGGUUCUCUUGCUCCCAAGAAAUUUUCAUACUCAGAGAUCCAGAAAAUAACCAAUUCAUUUGCAGAUAAAUUGGGCCAAGGAGGAUAUGGCAGUGUAUACAAAGGAAAAUUACUUGAUGGCAGAAUUGUGGCAGUGAAAGUACUUAGCAAUAGCAAAGGGAACGGGCAGGAAUUCAUCAAUGAAGUUGCUAGUAUUAGCAGAACCUCUCAUGUCAAUAUAGUCACCCUAUUGGGCUUUUGUUAUGAGAGGUCAAAAAGAGCUUUGAUUUAUGAGUUCAUGUCCAAUGGAUCACUGGAUAAGUUCAUUAAUAAUCAAAGAUCUCCAGAGGAUCAUCAGCUUGCAAUCAAGACCUUGCAUGAGAUAGCACUAGGCAUUGCUCGAGGACUAGAAUACUUGCAUCGAGGUUGUACCACAAGGAUCUUACACUUUGACAUAAAACCUCAAAACAUCCUCUUAGACACCAACUUCUGUCCUAAGAUCUCUGAUUUUGGUCUCGCUAAAUUAUGUGAAACGAGAGAUACUAUUGUUUCAAUGACACGGGCCAGAGGAACUUGUGGAUAUAUUGCUCCAGAGGUAUUUUGUCGAAGCUUUGGAGGGGUAUCUUACAAGUCUGAUGUGUAUAGCUAUGGCAUGAUGAUCCUAGAUAUGGUGGGGGGAAGAAGAAAGAAUGUUAAUCUGGAAAUGUCUCACUCCAGUGAAAUCUAUUUUCCAACAUGGCUGUAUAAGCAGCUUGAAAAAUCAGAAAAAUUAAAUCUUGACAGAGUCAUAGCUGAAGAGGAAGAAGAAAUGACAAGGAAGAUGAUGAUAGUGAGCCUUUGGUGCAUCCAAACAUUUCCAUCAGACAGACCAUCAAUGAGCAGGGUGCUAGAGAUGUUGCAAGGAAGCCUUGAGGAUUUGCCAAAUCCACCAAAUCCGAUGAAUUCUGCAACUGCAGUAAGACCACCCCAGAACAGCUCCACCACAUCAUCGUCAUCUCUAAUCCAUAUUACAGGUUAACCCAUAUUCUGUAUUAGAAUUGAUAUUUACAGCGUUUACUUAUAAAUAGUGAAGUUGUUG
Molecule: messenger RNA, 1939 nt
Organism: Rubroshorea leprosula
Lineage: Eukaryota; Viridiplantae; Streptophyta; Magnoliopsida; Malvales; Dipterocarpaceae
Source: the annotation of a GenBank genome assembly